Molecule: messenger RNA, 2709 nt
Organism: Panicum virgatum (switchgrass)
Lineage: Eukaryota; Viridiplantae; Streptophyta; Magnoliopsida; Poales; Poaceae
Product: F-box protein At5g03100-like
Exons: 4
Coding region: 365-1657 (430 amino acids)
Molecular function (GO): protein binding
Source: RefSeq, a predicted model, not a curated record
UCCCCCAACCCUCGCGCGAAUCGGCCAAUUCCAAACCCUAGCAGUCCACCGCCCACCGGCUUCCGGUAGAAGCAAGCAGAAGAGCAGGAGCAAGGGAGUGGUGCGGACGCGGGCAUCAGGCAGAGCUGGAGCGCGGCACGAUCAGGGGCCUGGGUGUCCAGCCGUCCAGGCGACCAGCGGCCGGCGGCCGGCGGCCAGACAGCCGGGGACGAGCCGGCGAGGGGGCAGUGCGGCCAUCCGGCCAAGCGGAGGCGGCCGGCGACAAGAAGCCAGCGCGGGUGCGGCCAGGUCCAGGGGUCGCCAGCGAGAUGUGGCCGGCACCAGCGUCCCAAUGAGCUCCAAAGCCCGCUGACUGUUCGACAAAAUGCCUCCAGGGGAAAAUGUCAAGGGAGCGGUGCAGCCGGUGGCUGGCAGCAGCGGAGGCAUUGAAUCCCUGCCUGAUGGAGUCCUUCAACACAUCCUUGGCUUCUUACCAUCUCCAGAGGCCGUGCGCACAUGCGUGCUCGCCCAGAGAUGGCGUCACCUCUGGAAGGCCGCACCGUGUCUGCGGGUGGGGUGCGACUUGGAUCAAUCAGAGUCUGUGGAGGAACUCCGGAGCUUAGUGAACCAUCUUCUGCUCCUCCGUGGAGGCUCACCUCUUGAGGCAUGCUAUUUCACGUUUUAUGCUGGCCGCAGAAGCCACGAUGAUGUGUCCCACGUAAACCUCUGGUUCCGGCAUGUUGUGCAAAUGUGCAAAGUUCGAGUUCUCACACUCUUUAUGUUUUUACUUGGUGAACCCUGGCUUGAACUAGACAACCUGCCUGUCAUCUCCCAGCACCUGAGGAGUCUGAAGCUGAUUGGUGUACAGGUGCACAACAGUUUGCUUAAUUUUUCAAGCUGUCCAGCGUUGGAACAUCUAGAGCUUAGUUGCUGUGAGUUGCCACCAUCAGUCAAGGAGAUCGUGUCCGAGUCCCUGAAACAUAUUAUUGUCAUUGCCUCCAUGUGCGGCUGGGAUUCUCGCAUCCGCAUUUACACCCCAAAUCUGGUCUCACUGCAUCUUGAGAACUUUCAGGGGAGGACUCCCAUUCUUGAGAGGAUGCCCUCAUUACUGAAGGCAUCUGUCGAAAUAACCAUACAGUGUAGGGACCGCUGCACUAAUGCAAAUUACUUUUGGACUUGUGAUAAUUCUGGUAGCACGGCCAAUGGCAGUAUCAACUGCGUGCUUCUAAGAGGUAUAUCGGAGGCUAAGAGCUUGGCAUUGAGGUCUGCAUCCAACAUGUUUAUUUUUAAAAGGGAUUUGAGAUGGGGCCCUAUGUUUACAAAUUUAAAGACCUUGUUGCUGAAUGGCUACUGGUAUGUGCCUGAUGACUUCCAUGCACUGGCUCGCAUUCUUGAGCGCUCACCUGUUCUAAAGAAGCUCACUUUUGAAUUUUGCAACAAGUGGUGUCAUAAAGUGGAAAUGAAAUUAUGUGUCAGUUCAAUGAAGAGAUCAGCUGCAAUUUCAGAACACCUUGAGAUAGUCGAAAUCAAGUGUGAAGUGGUUGAUGAUAGAGUUCUCAAAGUUAUGAAGUUCCUGUGUGCAUUUAAUAUAUGUAAGCUAACUUGCAGUGCUCCUCUUGCAUUUAUAUUUCUAAAAUUUACCGUAAUGUCCAUUUGCAUGAAAGAAAGUAUAGCCUAAGUUUGUUAGGAAAUCAUGAAUGGUAGGAACUAAGAUACCAAUUUAUAGAUAAAUUUUAACUUUCCGCCAUGAAUUCUCGGUUCAAAAAGAUGUAGUUCUGCAUGAUCAAUCAAAUGUUUUUUUUUUCAUUUCUUUGUGUCAAGUUCUUAAUUCUUAUUUUGAGAUAUAAAUUGCUAAUACUGUCAUAUCCAAUUUAUUUUUUAUUUUAUUGGUUUAAUUGCUUGCUUCCGUGCCUAUUUUAUCUGCUAGGUUUUUGUAUUAAUAGUCCAUCUAUUCUCACAAUGGGCUGAAAUGACUGUUCUUGCUACUAGGGUUUGUGGUGGAAAUAAUCAGAUGGACACUGCUAGAAAAUGGUCUAAUAAUCAUGAAAGCUAAAUCUAACAUCAUUUUAAUAGAACAUUUGCCCAACAUUGUCAUAACUGCACUGUUCUGAAGUUUGAUCACAUGAAAAUAUGCAAGCUGAAGUGAAGUCUAUUGUUCUUUGGUGUCGUCAACCCUCAACAGUGCCCACGGGCAGAUAAUUUCUAAUUUCUUAGACUAUGCCCCUUGGACUUAUUCUUGUUUUGACAUUGAUCAGGUUUCAGUUUAGAUAAAAUGGAGACUUUGGAGUAGAAAUUGGAGCCCGCAAGGAUGCUAUAUUGUACUGUCUAAUGUGGUUCGCUAUGGGUGGAGAUAGAAUCAAUAGUCACCUGCUUAGACCUUCUACCUGAUGUGAUGUGGCGGCUUAUAUUAUCACUCCUGCUUUUGUUCAUCUAAUGCUAUGUUGCAGUUUCCAUGUCUUAUAAGCUGGAAAAAGGUAGAUUGUUCAAUUCCUGGUAGGCCUUGAUAAUCAAUGUCUAAUUUGAUUCGACUUCAUGUACCUGGAUAUCUCUUGCUAUUAGUAUUAACCUUGUUGAUCCCUUGCCCGAUUGAGUUGUUACCCUUGAAGAAAGUGUGCUGCCAUGAACUUGCUUAAUUUUAGAAGUAUUUUGUAUGCUUGACAUAUCUUCAGGCUUAUUAAUGAACUGCUGAGUACUAUCUUGCUAUACAUUGCUGAAUUGUGUUGACUUGUA